This is a messenger RNA of Lepisosteus oculatus (spotted gar), 2812 nucleotides long. Lineage: Eukaryota; Metazoa; Chordata; Actinopteri; Semionotiformes; Lepisosteidae. The record is from RefSeq and is a predicted model, not a curated record.
AUGGACGCCGUACAGAAGCACCUAAAAGGCACAUUUCUGUCCAGGCCUGAUACAGGACUCAACAGUACGUUGACCAUCACACUGACCAAAUCAAGCGAGGGGAAUAGCAGCCUCUCUGGACAGGUUACCGCCAGCCAGGUGGAGGUGGACAGCAAGGUGUCACUGGACCACACCACCAAUCUGGGGUCCUUCUGCGUGGAGGUGAUGGACAUGGAUUUCAACAAGUUGAUGAAGGAGCUGCAAAACGCGAAGAUCGACAUGUCCCACUGGCUGGUGCAGAAACUGAGCAGAGAAAGGGCUCAUGGUUUGGGUGUGAUCAUCUCGUCUGUCCGAGCAAAGAGCCAGCUGUUAAUCAAGCAAUCCUGCUCCAGACGUGGGUACUUAAAACUGAGCAUGGCGCCAGUUGUGCCAGUGACUGAGAUGCAGGCUAACAUGGUGAACAGUAACAAAUGGGAGAUGCUGGUCCAGGAGGGCACCAUACUGGCGUUCAAGGUCUAUGAGCUGAGCCUUCGGGGGGAUGGCAAAGUGGGUGCUGUAUCGAGUCCAACCAGAAAGAAAACAUUUAUCUCUGACGGAAUAGCAGCAUCUGAGACACAGAUCCAUGGCACAGCUUUCCAGGAGGUGAAGGCUGACAUUGACAAGUGCUUCAGGGAGCUGACAGUCCUGGACAGUAAAGGCAGUGCCAUGAUCUGGACCCUGCUGACCAAACUAUUGGCCUACAGCGAUGCCCUGGGUGUGCUGGAGUACAUGAUUGCGGAGGGCCGCACCGCAGCGGACGAGGAGCCCUCGCUCGUGGAGGGCCUGAGCCCUGAGGCCCAGCAGGCAGUCCUGGAGCUGCUGCAAUUCCUGGAGCCGUUCCAGUCAGAGACCGGCGAGGAUCAAGAGCACGAGCUCCGGAGGGCCCUCGCUCUUCUGGUUGACGCCUUUGAAGACCUGAAUGUGCAGACGGUACUGAAUGUCACCAGCCUAAGUCAAGAUCUUCGCCAGCAGCAGAUUCAGUUGGUGGAGAGGAAACUGGAGCAGAAGGAUGUGGAUGUUCAGCUCUUGAAAGAGGAAGUCCCUGUGGCCAAGGAGCUCUUCAUUUCCUGGGAAGUGGAAGAGGAGCCUGAAGAAGGGGAGAACCUCUCCAACCAGCCCCCAAGGGACCAGGUCCUUCAAGAUAAGCUGCUUGCACUGUACAUAGUGCUCCGGGCUGCUGAGGCCGUGCACCUUGGAGCAGAGUGAAAUUAUCGUGGCUAACGGGAAACCAUCUUGACACAAAAGAUGUGCUGAAAUCCAUUUCCACUUUAACCUCUUAACUUUUGUUGUUUUUUUUUUUUAAAGUGAGGAUCAUAUCUACGUCUUAGAAAAGAUACACAUUCUGAAAUUUGGUUUAAAUGUUUUCCUGCUGGAAUUUCUCAGAGGCAAAUGGUCUGUUUGUCUGAUGACCUGAAUCUGUUUUUUUUCUCCAAAACAGAUUGAUGCACACGUAAAACCUAUUUACAAUAGAACACUGUCUUUACAUGUCACUUGUACUUCAUCUGUAAAAGGUAGGGAGCGGUUGAUGCUCAAUUACCAAGUUAACCAUUUACAGCUACAUGUAGUUAAACCCGUCCAAGGCAGUGUGUCAAGCUUCCUGUGACUGCCUUUCUUCAAGGGAAACAUACUGUACUUGAUGCUUAAACAAUAUUUUUUAUAUAUACUUGGAUUAAGUUAUUGUGCCAAAAACAAAGAUGAAUUGUACUUCCUUAACUGUACUGGGGUCCAAGCUAUGCCAUCUUAAAAUCCCAAAAGUUAAAAAGGGGGAGAUUUACGACAUAUUGGAUAAGGUCAGGGGGCUAGGUGGUACAGGACUCAAAACUGAGUUUGUCUGUUAAAAAAAGUGAUUUCUAAGAAAUGUUUGAAGUGAAAUGGUGUUAUUAAAUACUGUGACAGGAAAGAACUUUGCAUCUUGCAUUUUAGGAAGCAAGAGGAUGAUGCAGAUACAAAGUUAAACCUUUUCUCAAAAAUGACAAUCAAUUUUAAGAAGGGUCUUUUAAAAGUACCUCCCUAUUUAUAAAUAUUGCUAAACUGUACUUAUCUAUUGUACCUCAUUCAUUCUUCUGAAGAAAUGCCAGCUAAGGUGUUCACAUAAAUAUGGUAAUAUUUUCUAGUAUUUGUAUCCGAAACAUUUCAGCCUGUACUUCAUAAAUCAUGUAGUACCUUCAGAUCUAUCUAUAUAUAUAUAUAAGAGUUUUGUUAACAAUGGGAGUAUAGUGCUUAACAGUUCAGGGUGAAUUUUUAUUUUCAUGAUCUUUGACAGAAAUAGAGAUGAGGAGCACUUGUAGUUUGUUCUGAAAUCUAGGGGUUUAAAUAAUUCUUUGAUUCAAAUAUAGAGGCUAUUUUUAUAUACAUUUAUUUGUUAAUAAAGAACUGGCUUUUAGUUCCAACCCUUCUCUGCUUGUUUAUUGAAAAUCGGGUCUCAUUGGUGUAACGACAGUACUGUCUUGGAAGAUACUGUGGAGCUGGGCUGUGACACUAUUCUCUGAAGAUCUCCUCUCUCCUGGAGGCCUUUGCAGAAUGAACUGGUCUGCUUAUCUUACCCCAGAUUAGCGCAAACACCAAUGACUCUAACUCUUUCAGUUUGUAAUUCUGCAUUGAACUGUGGACAUUUUUUUAAAUCAGAGAUGAUUCUGGAGAGAGGUUUAACUCGCUUUUAAGCCGAGAGCCUUAUCACUCACACCACUGACUGGGUAUAUCAGUUGUCCUUCUUUGUACUGCCCUCCUAAUGUAAUAUAAAAUGUUUUAUAAAGUAUAAAGAAAGAGGAAUGUCAAGCUACAUCAUGAUUGCAUU